AUGCCAACAGUCAAAGAAUUGAGAAGUAAACUUAGGGCUCUCUGCCUGUGUUCGACAGGCAGGAAAGCUGUCCUCGAGCAGCGACUACAGACAGCCAAGGAGAAGUUCACCCGACGGCCACUGCGAUGCACUCAUGGCAGGAGAAUCGAAGUCGGGGACCCAUCCACAAUGAUUGAGCGUGCCGAAGAGGCCUUAUUGGACUCAGUCAACAAAGAGGAGCUAGUCGCAUUUCAACAGACCGAUCCUCGAGGACCGCUUGAAUGCGACAGAAUCCCGCUUGGCCGACAUCGAGAACAAACUAGAGUUAGCAGAAUGCUCUUCAGAAACCGGUUCAUCAGCACUUACAAAUGGGAUAUACUUUCCAACAACACCGAGAAAGAUAAGGUGACCAUCAGGACUGGAAAUCAUUUUGUGCAUGGAGGGGACUGUAAAAGAGAUGCAGAAUUAUAUGAAGCUCCAGCACUUCGUCUCGAUUUUGUUAUCUACACCAAGCUUUACGGCCUUCAUCCUGGAGUUGUCCGCUCUUCAAUCUCAUAUCGUCCGACAAUUGACCUCCUCAAUAGACACGCUACUACUGUCGCUGACAAGAAUAUCGAGCUUCCUACGAAGUUUAACGACCUGUUUGUCAACUUCAUAAAGGCCCUUGAAACUUCAAAUUUUGAAGAAGGCUAUCUCGCCAACCCAAAGUCAGAUGUUACAGUUGCAUAUUGGGCCUUUCUUCAGUCCUGCCCCUAG
Messenger RNA from Histoplasma mississippiense, 735 nucleotides. RefSeq lists its product with no specific name. The transcript has 3 exons. The record is from RefSeq and is a predicted model, not a curated record. NCBI's taxonomy places the organism in Eukaryota, Fungi, Ascomycota, Eurotiomycetes, Onygenales, Ajellomycetaceae. The coding region runs from base 1 to 735 and encodes 244 amino acids.